Oikopleura dioica is the source of this 2016-nucleotide messenger RNA. The record is from the annotation of a GenBank genome assembly. Lineage: Eukaryota; Metazoa; Chordata; Appendicularia; Copelata; Oikopleuridae.
AUGGUUAUAGUUGUAGGCUUUGAAGGAUCUGCCAAUAAAUUUGGCGUUGGAAUAAUUAAAGACGGAGAAAUUCUAUCGAACCCACGUGAUACUUACAUUUCUCCGCCUGGUACUGGAUUUCGCCCGCCAGAUGCUGCUCGUCAUCACCGGGAGGUCGCCCUGCGUAUUUUAAAGGAGGCACUUACAGAGGCGAAGGUGAAAGUGUCGGAAAUUGACGCUAUAUGCUACACGAAGGGGCCUGGUAUGGGUGCGCCUCUUGUUUCUACGGCAGUGGUAGCGCGGGCGAUAGCUCAACUUUGGGAUAAGCCACUUCUCGGCGUUAAUCACUGCGUUGGGCACAUCGAAAUGGGACGGCUCGUCACAAAGGCCGACAACCCGACAAUUCUUUACGUUUCCGGCGGAAAUACACAAGUCGUUGCUUAUUCUAAACAGUGUUAUCGUAUCUUUGGUGAAACCCUGGAUAUCGCGAUUGGAUCCUGCCUCGACAGAUUUGCCCGUGUUAUAAAAAUAUCGAAUGACCCCUCGCCCGGCUACAAUAUUGAGCAGUUCGCUAAAAAAGGAAAAAAGUUUAUCAUGCUGCCCUACGUUAUAAAAGGGAUGGACAUGAGCUUCUCUGGAAUUUUAAGCCAUGUAACCAAACUUGCGAAGACGAAAAGCGGAAGUGAAGAAGAAUUGAAUCAGUUCAAGUAUGACUUGUGCUACUCCUUACAAGAAACACUUUUUGCGAUGCUGGUGGAAGUGACGGAACGCGCGCUGGCACACACAGGUUCAACAGAAGUUCUUAUUGUCGGUGGCGUGGGAUGUAAUAUCCGUCUGCAAAAGAUGAUGGAGGCGAUGUGCGAAGAGCGAGGUGCUCGACUCUGUGCUAUGGACGAUCGCUACUGCAUCGACAACGGGGCGAUGAUCGCCCAGGCGGGCCUCUGCGCCUUCAACGCAGGCGUACGCGAUAGCCUUUCUGACUGUUCCAUAACACAGCGUUUUCGAACGGACGAAGUAGACAUGGCCGAUGGUGAGCUCUGUGGAAAUGCAGUAGCGACUAAGGCUAACGUUAAACCGAACACAAUCGAAAUUCAUAAUGGGUCGAGGCGUGUCCGAGAGUUCGUCGCCGGCGGCAUUGCGGGCUGCAUCGCCAAGGGAAUGGUGAGCCCUUUUGAUCGGAUCAAAAUCUUGCGCCAGGGCGAACACAGGAUACACGCUAACUUAUCAAUUAUAAAAUCUGCUCAAACAAUCGUCAGACAAGAAGGCUUCAUGCAGUUAUGGCGUGGAUUUCCAUCACUCGUUAUUAGAAUUUUUCCAUAUGCAGGAAUCCAGUUCCUCAUGAUAGACGUUUAUAAAAGACAAUGGGACCAAUACUUUAAUAAAAAGCUUGUUGUAAGCGAGCCAGUGAAAAAUCUGAUUUGUGGAUCUGCAACUGGACUCUCAGCGACUUUGUUAACCUACCCACUGGACACUAUUAGGACUCGUAUGCUGUUCACUACAAAGUAUGACCAAGACUACAGGACAUGGUCGACGACCGUCCGAUGUAUUUAUUCAAGCUGUGGCGUUAAAGGUUUCUUCAAUGGAAUGAGUCCUGCGUUGUGGGGGAUGAUUCCUUACGCUGGAAUUAGUUUCGGGACGUACGAGUCACUCCGCGAGAAAGUGCUCUCUUAUCCGGAGGAGAGCUUCUACGGACUGAAGCUGCGAAGGGAGACUCCUGAAGGAAAGAUAGUUUCAAAUUGGUACAUGAACUCGUUGUGCGGCAUCGCUGCCGGCCUCCUCUCGCAAUUUGUCUGCUUUCCCAUCGACACAGCGAAGAGACGCAUGCAGAACGCGAAUUUGAUCGAAUCUCAAGCAGCGCUGAAAAAUAAGCUCUCCAUAAUGGACACCUGGAAAGACUUGUGGCAACGCGGGGGCUUCCGCUUAAUUUACAGAGGCUUCUCUUUAAAUAUCAUUCGCGCUCUUCCUGCGACUGCCACCAGCUUCACUGUAAACGAGCAUAUUCGCGAGCUGUUCCAAGUGCCUCGAUCAAAACCCUAA